AUGAACCCGAAAGUUAGCAUCUGCAGCUUGCCCACCGAACUUCACACGCAGAUCCUCGAGUAUCUCUCCGACGACUUCACCUAUCAGGUCAUUGCGAGCUGUGUACUUCCUUUAUGGGGAGAUAUUAUCCGCGAAUCUUCACGUUUGCAAAGAAGCCGGUAUGUCCGCUUUCAAUCUGCAUGGCAGAAUGCCGUUGCCAUACAUCGGGCGGUCGGCGAAACUUCCGGGCGCUUCGCCUUUUGCUGUGCGGUUCGCAAUAGAGUUAUCGAGAAAUACAGCAUGGCCUGGGAUCCGCAGCGUUUAUCAGAGGGCCUGCGGGAUGGAGGCAUUUUGGUUUCCAUGAAGGAUAUACCGGAAUCAUGGGGCGAGAUUGAUAUUACGGAGAGCUUCAUCUUAGAUGAACAUUUUCUUCUACCUUUUCGUGGAACUCUCGCGCAAGAUCUAAAACUUCCGGGUGAAGACGUUUCGGUCUCUAAAUCCCACGUCGAUAGCGAUCUAAGAACAUCGUUUCUCAACAUUUGGGUCAACCAGCUCACAUCCUCAGGACGCUUUAAAAACUUCCAAAAAUUGACGAUUUUUCCUUCUCACCUUGGUGAUAUGACUCUCAGGAGUCUUCUAAAAUAUAUCGUCCGAAAGAUUGACAAGGAACUUCAGAAGACUGGGGUAAAUAUUGAAAGAACGCAUUACUUCAAGCUCUGGCCGCAUCCUCGAUCUUAUGAUCUAGAGGUAAUGGUAUAG
This is a messenger RNA of Orbilia oligospora ATCC 24927, 738 nucleotides long. RefSeq lists its product as uncharacterized. Lineage: Eukaryota; Fungi; Ascomycota; Orbiliomycetes; Orbiliales; Orbiliaceae. Bases 1 to 738 code for a protein of 245 amino acids. The transcript has a single exon. The record is from RefSeq and is a predicted model, not a curated record.